Molecule: messenger RNA, 2036 nt
Organism: Pygocentrus nattereri (red-bellied piranha)
Lineage: Eukaryota; Metazoa; Chordata; Actinopteri; Characiformes; Serrasalmidae
Product: GTPase IMAP family member 8-like
Exons: 4
Coding region: 19-1947 (642 amino acids)
Molecular function (GO): GTP binding
Source: RefSeq, a predicted model, not a curated record
UUCGACUACCAACACGAAAUGGCGUCGUGCAUAGAUCCAUCACACUCUCGUAGGAAGAAGAGUCUGACCCCACCUCUUUCUAUGUCUGAGACGCUGAACUUGGUUGUGUGUGGGAGUGAUGGAGCAGUGAAAGCCUCCAUAUCAGAUUUCAUACUGGGUCAGAGAGAGCUCAGUACAGAGUCCAGCUCAGUGUGUGUGAGGAGGGAGGGAGAAGUGUGUGGACGUCUGGUCACUCUGGUGGAGAUGCCAGCUCUCUACAACACUCAGCUCUCAGAGGAGGAAGUGAUGCAGGAGACUCUCCGCUGUGUCUCCCUCUGUGAUCCUGGAGUUCAUGCUUUUCUCCUUAUGGUUCAUGAAGGUCCCCUCACUGAUGAAGACAAAGGAGAAAUGGAGAAGAUCCAGAGGAUCUUUGGCUCCAGAGUCAAAAAACACACUAUAUUACAUUUCACUACCCAGUCUCAACAGACAGUAGAGUUAAGUGAAGCCAGUCAAUUUAUAACUGAAACCUACAAAGAACAGAUUUGUGUUUUGGAUACCAGUGACAUUUCAGUGCUUUUACAACAAAUUGAUCGGGUGGUGGCACAAAACAAUGGGAGCUUCUACACAACAACAAUGUAUCUGGAAGCACAAGUGGAAACACAGCUGAGAUACAAGACUGAGAUUGAAGAGCUGAAGAAUACAAUCAGUUAUCUCAGAAAACAAAUUAAGAUUCAGGCACAAGAAACUGCUCCAGGUAGAGGAGAUCUAAGAAUUGUGCUGCUGGGGAAAACUGGAGUUGGGAAGAGCGCUUCAGGGAAUACCAUCUUGGAUAAAGAAGUUUUCAGGGAGCUACUGUCUUCUCUAUCAGUUACCAGUAUAUGUCAGAAAGAAUCAGCUGAAAUUGGACAGAGAUGGAUCACUGUGAUUGACACUCCAGGACUUUGUGACACAAAUAUUCCUGAGAUACAGGUCAGGAAGGAAAUCACCAAGUGCAUCACCAUGGCAACUCCAGGUCCACAUGUCUUUCUACUGGUUCUUUCUCUGGGACGCUUCACACAAGAGGAGAAAGAAGCAGUGAAGAUAAUCCAAGAACUGUUUGGUGAAGAAUCCAGGAGAUACACCAUGGUGCUGUUCACCAGAGGAGAUGAUCUGAGAAACACAUGCAUUAAAGAAUUUAUACAUUCUGACAACAGACUUCAAAAUAUAAUUCACCAGUGUGGUGACAGAUAUCACGUGUUCAGUAACAGAAAAACUGAAGACCGCAGUCAGGUCACUGAUCUACUGGAGAAGAUUGACUCCAUGGUGGCAGUGAAUGGAGGGAGCUGCUACACUAAUGAGAUGUUCCAGCAGGUAGAAGAAGCUCUACAAGAAGAACAGGAGAGAAUAUUGAAGGAGAAAGACGAUGCAAUAGAGAGAAAGAAAGAAGAACUAAAAGCUAAACAUGAAGCUGAAAUGGAGAAAUUGAAGAGAAUCAUGCAGGAGGAAAGGAGAAAUCUGGCAAGUGAGAGGAGAGAAAAGGAAACUGAGUUUUUAAAGAGAGAGGCAGAAAUAAAGAUGGAGACAAAUGAGGAGCUCAAAAAAGAAGUGGACAAAGAACUUGGAGAACAGCAAGAAGCUUUUAAUAAGGAGAUGGAAAGAAGAGAACAGGACCAUGAAAAACAGAUGCAUAAACACUUGGAGUACCUAAAAGAACAGUAUGAGAGGGAAAUGGAAAACAUUAGGAAGAAGGGGGAGGAAAAGGCAAGGCAGAAAGCAGAGGAGGAGUUCUGUUCUAAACUGGAGGAAGAGGUGGCCAAAGCCAGAGAAGAGGGCAAGAAAGAGGGCUAUGAGGAGGCGAGGAGAGAUGCUGAGCCCAAACAAUCACAUGCAGGGAGACUAUCACAUGUAUUACGCAAAAAGGCAGGUCCUGUAGGAGGAGCAGUUGGAGGAGCUUUUGGUAGUUUACUAGAUUGGAUAGGUGUAGAUUAGAUUAUGCUGUGACAUAAGCAUUACACUCUUUCUCUUUAUCUUUCUCUCUCUCUCUCUCUCUCUCUCUCUCUCUCUCUCUCUCUCUCUCU